AUGUCUAAGGUAAAUAACACAUCUAGAAUAUCGCGAUACACCCACUCAUCUAUCUCCUCGAACGAAGUCGCGGAUAUGGCAUCUCUUUACGGUUGUAAACGCGUUCCUUCCUCUGCUCCACGUCGUAUCCGUACUUCGGAGGUUUCAGCUGCAUCUGCAGCUGAAGCGCGACGCCUCGCAAUGGGAGUCUCUCCAAGGCUAAAAGGAAAAUCGCGUCGCCACGACAUACUUAGCCCAGAUUACAUGUGUACAUGGCAGGAUGUCGAGGUGCAGAACGACUGGAACAUGAUGUCGAAAGAGCAAGAAAACAAAAUUGAAAGAGAAGUGGAGGCUGCGUUGUAUUACCAACAACGCGCGAGAGAACGCAAGGCGCGUGAGGGAAGCUCCUCGAGUUAUGAGCAACGCCUGCGCGAACUGGAUGUCUUAGCACGUCCCGUCCCUCCGAAUUCCUGGGCACCUUCAAGCAGAAUUCCAGGUUGCCUGCCUUUCACCCCAGGGCACUAUAAUCCGAAUUACCCUCUCUAUUGUCCAGUUCCCAAUCCCUUACCUCUUCCAGAGGAAUUGCCAUGUGCCGGGGCACAAAAAGUAGGGCCCGCACAUACGUCCAAGGGCCCACAUAAAUGGUUCACCAAAGGGCUACUAUCAUUUUUCUCAUCAUUCCGCCGAGCUCGCGCAGACUCGUCGGAUGCUGAAUUCAAAGAUUCACAAUGUGAACGUGUUAUAUCACGGCGGAACUCGAUGAUCAUUAUUAGAGCUGGACUUUGA
Molecule: messenger RNA, 765 nt
Organism: Serpula lacrymans var. lacrymans S7.9
Lineage: Eukaryota; Fungi; Basidiomycota; Agaricomycetes; Boletales; Serpulaceae
Exons: 3
Coding region: 1-765 (254 amino acids)
Source: RefSeq, a predicted model, not a curated record